AUGAAUAAUAACUUAUUAAUAAUAGUUUUUUUUUCUGCUUGGACUCUACUAUUUCUAUUGAUUUUAUUUAUAGGAUAUUUGCUAGAUAAAUCAUAUCAAUUAGCAUCUAUAAGCCCAUAAACAAAAAGUAUUACUCCUUCGUGUAGCCUCCUUACGAUUAAUCCAAUAAUGGUUCCAAACGCGUAGAAACAGCAAUCAAUUAGAAAGGUUGAUGAAGAAUUCAAUAUUGUAAACAAUAACUAUGGAUAAUAAAAUCAAUAAGUUAAUUAAGAAAAUGGACAAGUUAACUUAGAAUUAAAUACAAGUCCAAGAAGGAGGUCCAGUGAUAAAAAAUCUCCUUCACGGUCUCCAAAGAAAUUUUAAAUGUAAUAAACUAUAAUAAAGAAACUCAACAUUGGCACUUAUGAUGGGGCAGACACAUUAUAAUCAACUAAUAGAAAAAGCGUCCGAUCACGACCCUCAGUAGUUAAUAGUGAAAGGAAUAGUGUUUAUGCUCAAUCUCCAGGUUAGAGAAUAACGAGCAUUCCUAGAAUAUCAUCAGUCUCAAAUUUCUAAAUUAGUGGACAAUUUCUUGUAGACUCUAUUUAUAAAAUUCCUAAACCAUUAAAAGAUUACUAUAAAUGCCAUUAAUUAUCAAAGAUAUAUUUUACUCAUAAGGAUGGAAUUUCAAGAACCUUUAUGACGUUUUAAAUAUAUUUUAGAUAAAUUACUUGUUUUGAGAUUUGUGGAUUAUUGUUAAUUUACACAUAGAACCUAUCAUUUUACAUCAUUAUGGGAGCGACAUGUGGUGGAUAUGUGGUUUUAAAAGUUUUAGAUUAUCACUUGAUCAAGAAAAUUAGCAAAGGUUUGUGUGUGUAAGCACUUAAAAUUCUAAACUAUACAUUUUGGUUGUCUAUUUUUGCUGUUUUUGUUUUUGGUAUAAUUUGGUUUGAAAUCAAUAAUUCAUUAUGCAUUAUCUACUAUUUGCCUGCAUUAAUUAUGGAAAUAAUAGUCGACCCAUUGAGAUAUUUAAUAAUAAAAUAUUGUUUGGCAGACUCAAAGAAGGUUCAGAAGGAAAAAUUUAAUUAAGUAAAUGUGCUUAAAGUAAUGGAAUAAAUUAAAUGA
This is a messenger RNA of Paramecium tetraurelia, 1104 nucleotides long. RefSeq lists its product as uncharacterized. The transcript has 2 exons. NCBI's taxonomy places the organism in Eukaryota, Ciliophora, Oligohymenophorea, Peniculida, Parameciidae. The record is from RefSeq and is a predicted model, not a curated record.